GCAUUCUAUUCUAGAUAAAAUUAUUAUACGCAUGCAAGAGAAAGAGGGAGAGAGAUAGAUAGGAAAAAAGAGAAAUUCAUCGGCGGAGAACUGCGCCGCGCGUGAUCAGCAUCCGAGGCAUGUAAUUUAGCGUGCAGCCGUCAGUUUUAUCGGAGCAGUUCUCGAGAGCGUGUCGAUUAUACACCAGUCGCACUCGCCUGAGAAACAAAACACGGAUUCUCCCUUUGAAGUCUAUCUCUCUCUCUUAUAACCUUUUUCUGUAUUAAAAUUUCCGCGGGUUGUCUUGUAAAAGCAUGUGGACGCGUUGAAAACUAUUUAUAAACGACACGAUGCUGAAAACUCUGGCAAAAUUCGCUGUGAAAGACGGUCAAAUUAAAUCGAUUUUAGCAGGUAUUCAAUCUUCGUCAUGUAGUAAACAGCAGCGGCGAUUCCUCAAUGUCCACGAGAACCAGGCGUAUACUUUGUUGAAGUCGAUGGGAAUACCGACGCCGAAGUUCGGAGUAGCCAAAACACCGGAGGAAGCUGCGGAAAUCGCCAGGGAACUCGAUUCCAAGGAUCUGGUGCUGAAGGCUCAGGUUCUCGCCGGAGGCAGAGGGAAGGGAAAAUUCAGCGGUAGCAAUGUCAGCGGCGUUGUUAUGUGUGAAACGCCUGAAGAAGCGAAGGAACUGGCUUCAAAAAUGCUGGGAAAGUACCUCGUGACGAAGCAGACCGGUGAGGUCGGUCGUAUCUGCAACGAGGUGAUGAUCACCACAAGGAUGUUCACGCGGAAAGAGCUUUAUCUAUCGGUCAUGAUGGAGCGCAGCUUCGACGGACCAGUAAUCAUAGCCUCGAGCGAAGGCGGCGUCAACAUCGAGGACAUCGCGGCAACUAACCCAGAGGCAAUCUCAUACACACCAGUUGACAUAAGAAAAGGUCUGACGUGUGAGCAAGCGGAUGCGAUCGCCUGUAGAUUCGGUGUAGGUGAUCCUCGGGUCCUUUCCGAGAUUGUGUGUAAUCUGUACGAACUGUUUAUCGAAAAGGAUGCCUUAUUGUUGGAGAUCAAUCCGCUCGUACAGGAUAUCUGCGGACAGUAUUUCGCCCUGGACUGCAAAUGCAACUUCGACGACAGCGCGAGUUUUCGACAGAAAGAUUUGUUUGCGCUGCAGGACUGGAGCCAGAAAAAUCCUAUGGAGGUCAAGGCUGACAAAAUUGGACUAAACUACAUAGCGUUGGAUGGAAACAUUGGUUGUAUGGUCAAUGGAGCUGGCUUGGCUAUGGCUACAAUGGAUAUAAUUAAACUCUAUGGUGGAGAACCCGCGAAUUUCUUGGAUGUAGGCGGGGGAGCUUCUGUGAAGACUGUCACGGAAGCUUUCAAAAUCAUAUCAUCAGAUCCCAAGGUGGAAUCAAUUUUCGUAAACAUAUUCGGAGGCAUCAUACGCUGCGACGUGAUAGCCGAAGGCAUUAUCGCGGCGUUCCAAGACUUAAAGUUGAACGUCCCAGUCAUCGUGAGACUUCAGGGCACAAACGCCGAAAAAGGCAAGAAGCUGAUAAUGGACGCAAAGCUGAAAAUAAUUCCCAUCGAUGACAUGUCGGCGGCGGCCGAGGCUUCGGUAUCGGUAGCAGAUAUCUGUCGCCUGGCGCGGAAUCUCAAUCUCGACAUUGAGCUGACUCCCAAGUCGACGCAGAAAAGCGUCUGCUUGCUUGUUCACUGCCAGCGCGCUACACGCCUCGACAGCAAGAUGGCCACCAUGUUGUCGCGGACGACCGUCAGCCUUGCGGAGUCUCUCAGCCGAUUGAACGGCUCGAAGAUCUUGGCCUGCACCAGCAGCCUCAACAAACAGCCCGUCAGGAAUCUCAAUGUCCACGAACACAUCAGCUACAGCAUCCUCAAUGAGGCAGGAAUUCCUACACCCAAGUUUGGCGUUGCCAAGACACCUGAUGAAGCUGCCAAGCUUGCUACCGACUUGAACACCAAGGAUAUCGUGCUGAAAGCUCAGGUUCUCGCUGGUGGCCGUGGCAAGGGCCACUUCAAGGGCGGCAAUGUCAGUGGUGUCAAGAUGUGCGAAACUCCAGAAGAGGCAAAGCAACUGGCAAGCCAGAUGCUGGGCAAGCUGCUGGUGACCAAACAGACCGGUGAGGCCGGCAGGAUAUGCAACGCUGUGAUGGUAACGCAGAGGAUGUUCCCUCGCAAGGAGUACUAUCUGGCAGUGAUGAUGGAGCGCGCGUUCGGUGGUCCAGUAAUCAUUGCCUCGAGCCAAGGUGGUGUCAAUAUCGAAGAGGUCGCGGCGACAAACCCACAGGCCAUCAUGUACGAGCCCAUUGACAUCAACAAAGGCAUCACCAAGGAUCAGGCUGACAGGAUCGCUGUCAAGCUGGGACUGGAGAACGUCAAGGAAUACAUCUCCAAGAUGAUCAUGAACAUGUACAGUCUGUUUGUCAAGAAAGACGCCCUGCUGCUCGAGGUCAAUCCUUUGGCUGAGGACAUCAACGGCGAAUAUUUCGCCCUGGAUUGCAAAUGCAGGUUCGACGACAACGCCGAGUUCCGUCAGAAGGACCUGUUCGCGCUGCGCGACUGGACGCAAGAAGACCCGAAAGAAGUGGAGGCCGCCAAGUUCGAGCUGAAUUACAUCGCUUUGGACGGUAACAUCGGCUGCAUGGUCAACGGUGCUGGCUUAGCUAUGGCUACUAUGGACAUCAUCAAGCUGCACGGAGGCGAACCCGCUAACUUCCUCGACGUCGGUGGCGGUGCCACUGCGUCGGCUGUGAAGGAGGCUUUCAAAAUCAUCACCUCCGACUCGAAGGUUCAUGCGCUUCUGGUAAAUAUCUUCGGAGGUAUCAUGAGGUGCGACGUUAUUGCUGAGGGUAUUAUUGCUGCGACGAAGGAGCUUGACCUCAAAAUACCCGUUGUUGUUAGACUACAGGGAACCAACGUCGAUGAGGCCAAAGCUCUGAUCGCCAACGCGGGUCUGAAGAUCGUGCCGGUCGACGAUCUCGACGAGGCAGCCCGUAUCGCGGUCAAACUCUCCACCAUCGUCAAGCUUGCCCAGUCCGCGAAUCUGAGCGUCAACUUCGAAAUCCCUCAGAUAUCCUAAGCGAAUUCGUGUCCUAGUUGAAAAAGAAGAAAAAAAAAAUGAGUUUAAAUUUUAAGGCAACACACACAUACAUGCAAGUUAUGAAAGAACGAAGAUCAACACACACCAGCUAACAAUAUUCGGUGAUAACUAAAAGGAAAGAAUGCGAGAGCGGCUCUUGUUUCAGAGAGCCUCAACACGCGUUUCAAUGUCACGACCCAGGAAACGAUGUACUACCGCGACGCUAAUGAUGUUCGUCAAUGAAUCGUGCGCAAUUCGUCGUUGAGAUUGUGAAUAAACCGGUUUUCGUUACUCGUGCAGUAGCCGCAAAGUUGAUGCGGUAGACAGUCUCCUACGGAUGGAUAAUUUUUUUUUUCUAACGCAUAUUAAUCUGCUCGGUACUGUGUACCUCUGCGAGCUUACUCUUGUGGUUCUUGAACGAGAAAAUGAGAAUCGGAUUUGCGCAUAGUUCGUGGAGCGACUCUUUCCCGGGUUUAACUUGUUCCAGAUAUGUUUGUCUAUUUAAACGCGUUUCUAUUGAAAGUGUUUUUUGGCGCCGCUCGCACGCCGAAAUAUUAAUAUUAAAUGACAAAAAAAAAAAUGAGGCGCGAUCAACGCUGCCGCAAAGUUGAAUAUUAAAUAUUUAUUAAUCUUAAAGAAAGAAAAAUAAAAACAACAACGCUAUUGUUCGUCGUAUAAACUUGUAUUGCGCGAGUCAAACUGCUUUGAGCACUUGAAUUUUUCUCUCUCAUGAAGAUCCUCUUGUAUAACAUGCCAGGCACAAAAGCGUUGUAACUUUAGGUAACUUAUUUCGAUGUAAUCGGUCUUUUCGCCUUGAAUAUUAAUGUUUUUUUUCGAGAGGGAUUUUAAAGUGAGCGCUUCAGUAUUAAGGGAUGGUUUGAGUGUUGAAAAAUAAGAAAACAAAAACGAUUGCUAAAACUGACUUAAAAAUUAAAAAUGAUUCGCAUCGCGAGCAUAUAUUCGCGUCUCCGAGGAUGUAAUGAAUCGCGAGAGCGACGCAUAUGUACGGUGAAAAGAAGCGAAGGAAAAAACGAAGCAUUGUAAUCCUAAACCAUAAUUAAUGCGUUUCAGUGAGCCUGUCUAAUGUAAUAUAUAUACAUAGUUAUAUAUACAUACAUAAAUUAUUUUACAUAA
Nasonia vitripennis (jewel wasp) is the source of this 4205-nucleotide messenger RNA. RefSeq lists its product as uncharacterized. Bases 330 to 3071 code for a protein of 913 amino acids. The record is from RefSeq and is a predicted model, not a curated record. Gene Ontology annotation, molecular function: ATP binding; metal ion binding; succinate-CoA ligase (ADP-forming) activity. Gene Ontology annotation, cellular component: succinate-CoA ligase complex; mitochondrion. Gene Ontology annotation, biological process: tricarboxylic acid cycle; succinyl-CoA metabolic process. The transcript has 13 exons. NCBI's taxonomy places the organism in Eukaryota, Metazoa, Arthropoda, Insecta, Hymenoptera, Pteromalidae.